CCACCAUAAUAGUCGAGUACAUUUAUUUAACUGUUGACUGAUAAUUGACCGAUUUUGUUGAGUCUUUUUAUGUAGUCAUCAAACACUAAUAUUAUUAUUUUGGAAAUAAGCUUCACUGUUACAGCUUUUCUGCGCUUUUUGUGAUGUUCAAUACUUCCAACACAAGCUGAAUUUUGCCCUUCAUAUUGUUUGAGACGGCCCUGAAGUAAGCGAAAGAAAGGAAGAAAUAACGCGCAAUGCCAAUGCCAAUUUUCAAGAUGAAAGAGGAAUUGAAAGAAAUAGAAGAAGAAACAAAAUUUGAUGAGGGUGAGAGUGAUGAGAGUGAGUGUGAGAGUGAUGAGAGUGAGUGUGAGACUGAGAGUGAGUGUAAGAGAGGAGAUAGUAAGUCAAUAAUGCAUUAUACAUCAUCACAGAAGAUAUUAUUAGUAGGAGAAGGAGACUUUUCAUUUGCUCUAAGUUUAGCCAGAGCUUUCGGAACAGCCUACAACAUGGUUGCCACAUCUCUCGAUUCUCUUGAGAUGUUAGGGAAGAAGUACAACAAUGGAGUAGAGAAUGUGCGAGAGUUGGAAGAUAGAGGAUGUAUUGUGUUACAUGGGGUUGAUGCUACUCAAAUGAGCCAACAUUACUUCCUUUCUACUCAGAGGUUUGAUCGCGUUAUCUAUAACUUCCCACAUGUCGGGUUUAUGUUCCCUGAAGAUAGCUUUUGCCAAAUCAAGAUGAACAAGCAGCUCGUGAAGGGGUUCUUAAUGAACGCGAAAUUGCUGUUGAUGAGACCGAAAGGAGAGGUGCAUGUAAGUCAUAAGGAAGGGCAACCGUAUAACCAAUGGGACUUGGCUAAGAAGGCUGCAAAAGCCGGGCUUGUGUUCCACCAUAAGGUGCCCUUCUGCAGGACUGACUACCCGGGUUACUCCAACAAACGCGCUCAUGGCUUCUUCGCAGAUAACUCCUUCCCGUUGUUUCCUGCUUCCACCUUCAUCUUUCACUUUGAUAACCUCACUACUUGAGAAGUUGAGAUUGCUGUCUCCGGAAACAACCUCAUGUUGAUGAUUCACCUGAACUGUAUAUCUUGUUUGUUGCUAUGACAAUGAACAAGCAUGUAACGAGGUAUCCAUUUAUGUGUAGUUCUUCGGGUUCGUUCAUUAUCGUAAUUUGUGAAUGAUUGGAGCGAGUGUCGAAAGGCACCCAUUUAUGUGUAAUCCUAAUUUGUGAAUGGUUGGAGUGCCAGUAAUCAGUAUGUUUUUUCCGCUCUCUCAA
Messenger RNA from Beta vulgaris subsp. vulgaris (sugar beet), 1254 nucleotides. RefSeq lists its product as hypothetical. The record is from RefSeq and is a predicted model, not a curated record. NCBI's taxonomy places the organism in Eukaryota, Viridiplantae, Streptophyta, Magnoliopsida, Caryophyllales, Amaranthaceae. Gene Ontology annotation, biological process: rRNA base methylation. Gene Ontology annotation, cellular component: cytoplasm. Gene Ontology annotation, molecular function: rRNA (uridine-N3-)-methyltransferase activity. Bases 237 to 1004 code for a protein of 255 amino acids. The transcript has 2 exons.